Molecule: messenger RNA, 4159 nt
Organism: Photinus pyralis (common eastern firefly)
Lineage: Eukaryota; Metazoa; Arthropoda; Insecta; Coleoptera; Lampyridae
Product: mitochondrial import inner membrane translocase subunit Tim22
Exons: 5
Coding region: 2498-3046 (182 amino acids)
Biological process (GO): protein insertion into mitochondrial inner membrane
Cellular component (GO): TIM22 mitochondrial import inner membrane insertion complex
Molecular function (GO): transmembrane protein transporter activity
Source: RefSeq, a predicted model, not a curated record
UAUGUGAGCCACAGCCACACCUCCAUCUUGAAUUUUUAUUUUACAAGUGCUAACCUUAUUUUUGUUGUGAAAGUGAUCGUUUGAGUUGUAACUGAGUAAAAGAAUCUUCGUAACGCGUUAGAAACUUGGUAUGGGAGAUCAUUUUCACCAGGCCUCUUCUCAGAAAUCGAAGAAUCGCCAAAUUUAUUUUCGAUUAUGUCGUCGGAUGACACUUUAAUGGUGAAAGUAGAACCAAAACACGAAUAUGUCGAAUUGGAACCGAAACAAGAGGAAGGGGUUGAUGCAGAGGCAGAAGAUAUCGACCCGUUGGGUCAUGUGAAUUCAGAAAUGGACAUGGUUCUGCCAGUGUUCAAAGAAGAAAAUGGCGAGAUUGAAAUUAGGCAAGAUCAUCUUUUAAAGGGGGAAACUUUUGUGGCGUAUAAAUGUCAACGUUGCGAUUACAUCACAAAUUUAAUUGAGGACUUUAACUUACAUUGUUUAACACACAACAUUUUCAAGUGUGAUCAGUGCGAUUACACGACAGACUUAAAGCGGUUACUUCAGCAGCACAACUCGAUUCAUAUUCGCAAAGAGACUUAUAACAUGUAUUUGACUAUGCACAUUUUAAAAAAGCAUACAGUGCCAGAAGUAACACACACUGCCAAGCGUUUGAAAUGCCAUCACUGUGGUUAUACAUCCAACAGAGAAAGCUAUUUCAAGCUCCAUCUCUUGUCGCACAGGCCAACGAAAGAAUUGAAAUGCUUGCAUUGCAACUUUGCAACGAACAUAAAGUACAGACUCAGACAGCACAUGUCCGUACACAGCACAAAAAACUUCAAAUGUACCCAAUGCGACUAUGCAGCAACUCGCAAGGAAUAUUUGAAGUUGCACUGCUUAUCAAAGCAUGUCACUUCGAAACAGUUCAAUUGUGACAAGUGCAAUUUUGCUACAAAUCUAAGGGACAGCCUUAACAAGCAUGUAGUAAAACACAAUCCCAAACAUUUCAAAUGCGAACACUGCAAAUUCGCAACUAACAGAUCGGAGUACCUCAAGACCCACGCUUUGUCACACAAAACCACCAAAGACUUAAAAUGUUUCCACUGCAACUUCGAAACAAACGUAAAGUCGACACUCAGAAACCACAUGUCCGUACAUAGCACUUUGAAGAACUUCAAGUGCGACCAUUGCAACUACGCGUCAUCGAGAAAGGAUAUCCUCAAGUUGCACUGUUUGGCAAAACAUGCCACUUUUAAAAAAUUGAAGUGCGACAAAUGCGCGUACGCGACAAAUUUGAAAAGGUGCUUCAACAACCAUGUGUUAAGACACAAUCCCAAACAUUUGAAAUGUGACAGUUGCAAAUACGCAACAAAUAAAGAACACAAUUUUAAGGUUCAUCUUGUGUCGCACCAAAGUGCAAAGAAGAUUCAAUGAGUCCAAUGCGACAAGUACACGGAAAAAUCAUGUACAGCAUGUAUUGGUACACAGACAAAGGUGAUAUAUGAAAAAAUACCUAAGAAAAAAGUAGGCGUCAAACAAUCGCAUGGUUACUGAUUACUAUAGGGCGUCCAAUGGAACUUUCAAGCGUGAGCUCGAAACACUUCAACUAGACUACCAGCCUCCAGAUCUAAUGUGCUGUUUCCAAGGCUUCAAAACCUCAGGCCUGCAAGGUAUCAAAUGUUGAAGGUUUUUUCCGAGGCCAAGAGUGCUUAUCCUUCCCUAUAUAACCGUCUGUACUCUCAUCGAUCUUUUACUACAAAUGGCAAUGGAAGUAGGUAGAGUGUACUGGGGGAUAUUCCAUACCGCCCUAGCCCCCCCCCCCCCUCGGUGCUACAUAUUCUUAGGAGAAGAGGAUAUGAUCAUUUUUUCACAAUAAUCCCACCUUGGGAUUCCUCAAGGCCAAGGAUUUUGUGGAUGUUAUGUUACCAGGCGAUCUGGGGGAUAUUCAAUACCCCCCAGUAAAUUCAGUGGCAAAGAAAAUCUCGAUAAAAGGUUGUGUGCGCUAAUAGGUGAUAGCGAACGCUUAAUUGUAGCGUAAUUGCACUGAUAGCAGUAAUAGAAAAUACCCAGCGGAGUCCUAUUUUUUGUCGUGUAAUUGCACUGUUUACAAUUAAAGACUUUGGAAAUAUUAUGCGUUAAACGACAAUUUCUUAAAUUAUCGUUAUUGAUGGUUGCAUAAUUACACUAAUCCAAGCGACGUUUUAAAUUUCUUGAAAGUAACGUGAUAAAUUGUGACGUUAUAAACUAUCCUUGCUCUUUAAAGUGCAAAUGAAAUUUGUUCAAGUAAUGGCCAUUGUAAAUAAACAAAAUGGCGGUUUUAUACUACCAAUAUUGUAUGCACGUGGUUUUGUUGAUACACCCUAUACGUUUCAGGUGUAUUCUAACCUCAAUUUUUGAACAGUGAACGUUCAAUGCUUUUAGUAGUUCUUUAAUUAAAUGUAACACUAUAAUUGUUCGUAUUUUAACAUGAAUUGAAUUCCAAGUGUGGUUAAGGUACUCUAAUUAUCCUCAUCAGAAAAGAAUGGCCACAUCAGAACCGCCGAAACGACAACUUACCCCCGAAGAAUGGCUAAGUUUAACCAACUACUUCGUAGGUAACAAUUACAGGUAUAGAGAAAAUAUAAUAAUACCAAAAUCGCUCGGUCCCAUUAAAAUAAAAACCAACGAGGAGAAGAUGGUCGAGAGUGUCUUUGAAAGUUGCCCGUUUAAAUCGGCAAUGAGCUGCGUAAUAGGCUACGGUCUGGGAGCGGCGAUCGGUCUAUUCUCGUCCAGUAUCGGACCGACGCCGAUGAACGCCGAGCAGCAGACGGUACGCGAGGUCUUCCGCGAGAUGAAGACCACGACGUUAAGCUACGCCAAGAAUUUCGCCGUGAUCGGCGCUCUGUUCUCGGCCGUCGAGUGCGCCAUCGAAUCCGCACGAGGAAAAUCAGAUUGGAAAAACGGAACUUAUGCCGGUGGGGUGACCGGGGGAUUAAUCGGAUUGAGGGCGGGCGUCAAGGCGGGUGUAGUCGGUGCGGCGGGCUUUGCCGCGUUCUCCACUGCGAUUGAUUAUUAUAUGCACUCUAGAUAGAAGUAGAUUUUUUCAGGUGUCCCAAAAUGGGCAUGGAUGCCUUUUGGAUCGCGAAAUGCCCCUCGUAACUUCACACCUCUGAAUCAACCCAUCUUAUUCUAUUUAUUCAAUUGUAUAUACUUUCCCACAAUUCUUUUAUGAUGGAAAAGGACUCUGAAAUUGCCCUUUUGAGGGUUACAUGGUUUUUUUAGAUUGAUGAUUAUUAUGUUUUUUUUCCUCAAUAAAUGGCUAUUAUUAUUUCAUUAUUAAAUUUAGGAAUUAUGUUUGUUGCAAUUUGUUUUAGUGUAUAAGUGGGUAGGUGUCCCAAAAUGGGCAUGGAUGUCUUUUGGAUCGAAAAAUGCCCCACGUAACUUCACACCUCUGGAUCAACCCAUCUUAUUUUAUUUAUUUAAUUGUUUAUACUUUCCCACGAUUCUUUUAUGAUGGAAAAGGACUCUGAAAUUGCCCUUUUGAGGGUUACAUGUUUUUUUAGAUUGAUGAUUAUUAUGUUUUUUUUGUUUUCCUCAAUAAAUGGCGAUUAUUAUAUACAAUUAAAUUUAGGAAUUAGGUAUGUUUGUUGCAAUUUAUUGGUAGUGCAUACGUCGGUAGGCGUCCCGAAAUGGGCAUGGAUGCCUUUUGGAUCGCAAAAUGCCCCACGUAACCACCUCGGGAUCAAUCCAUCUUAUUCAAUUGUAUACUUUCCCACGAUUCUUUUAUGAUUGAAAAGGUGGGAAGCGAAUUUCGUACUGAAAUUGCCCUUUUGAGGGUUACAUGUUUUUUUUAGAUUGAUGAUUAUUGUUUUUUUUUUGUUUUCCUCAAUAAAUGGCUAUUAUUAUAUGUCAUUAAAUUUAGGAAUUAUGUUUGUUGCAAUUUAUUGCUAGUGUAUACGUCGGUAGGCGUCCCGAAAUGGGCAUGGAUGCCUUUUGGAUCGCAAAAUGCCCCACGUAACCACCUCGGGAUCAAUCCAUCUUAUUCAAUUGUAUACUUUCCCACGAUUCUUUUAUGAUUGAAAAGGUGGGAAGCGAAUUUCGUACUGAAAUUGCCCUUUUGAGGGUUACAUGUUUUUUUUAGAUUGAUGAUUAUUGUUUUUUUUUUGUUUUCCUCAAUAAAUGGCUAUUAUUAUAUGUCAUUAAA